Molecule: messenger RNA, 2082 nt
Organism: Rhodotorula toruloides NP11
Lineage: Eukaryota; Fungi; Basidiomycota; Microbotryomycetes; Sporidiobolales; Sporidiobolaceae
Product: vacuolar sorting protein, Vps52/Sac2 family protein
Exons: 12
Coding region: 1-2082 (693 amino acids)
Biological process (GO): retrograde transport, endosome to Golgi; Golgi to vacuole transport; endocytic recycling
Cellular component (GO): GARP complex
Molecular function (GO): syntaxin binding
Source: RefSeq, a predicted model, not a curated record
AUGGCGUCUAUCGCGCAGCUGAUAGGGUGGGACAGCCGGACACACUCUGCACAGCACGCUCUCGCUCACCUCGACACGCUCGACCCAGACAACUACCCGGCUUAUGCGGCGGACGCGCGGGGCUUGAGCGACAUCCGGACAGCCUACGCAGACGAGCUCGCUCGCACGGAGGAGCACGAGAAGGAGCAGGACAGGGCGUUCCUCGAGCGGGCGCGGGAGUUUGUCGAACUGAAUGAGCAGGUCGAGACGAGCACACAGCUCUUGACGGAACUCUCGGCGUUUCUCUCGACUUUCCAGCACGACUUGUCCGCUGUUUCCGGCCACAUCUCGGAGCUGCAGGGCCGAAGCAAGACGAUCGAGGCGCGACUAGAGGCGCGGAAGGCCGUUGAGCGAUCCCUCCAUCCCUUCGUCUCUUCCAUUGCCAUCUCGCCCUCCCUCAUCACGACUGUCCUCGAGACCGAUGUCAUCGCCGAGACCUGGAUCCCCGCUGUGCAGGAGCUGGACGCCAAACUCGGCGCAAUUCGCGGCGGUGCACGAGUAGACAGCCGGAAGAGUCUGGACGAGGCGGCUGAGGCUUUGCGAGUCGCGGCAUCGAGCAAGAUCCUCGCCCACCUAGUCUCGCUCCUCAAGCCGUACACGACCUCCGUCCAGCCUUCUCUCCCAUCCCUCCACACGACCCUUCUCCGCCUCAAACCCCUCUUCGACUUUCUCCGCCGACACGCAGCCCGCCAAGCACACGAGUUCCAGAAAGCUUACGUGCAGACGACGAGGUGGUUCUACGAGACUGGGUUUAGGCGGUACGUGAGGGCGUUGGAGGGAGUGAGGACUAGCAAGGCGGCGAUUUCAGCGGCGACGAACGAGCCGAUAGGAAGCGUGUCGUCGAGUGCGGAUGCGUUAGCCCUGCUCAAUCAGCGGAGAACGGCACCUUCUUCCUCGUCUACCUCGCUAGUCCAGCGGACACCGACAUCGGUCGCGCUCGAGAAUGCCCAGGUCGAAGGACCGCCCAUUAUCGCCGCUCACAUGGUCAACGAUCGCAACCUUCACCCUUCGCCCGAAUCGCUCUUCCGCUCCAUCUCCCUCGUGCUCGCAUCGAACGCCUCAUCCGAACACGCCUUCCUCGCCUCCUUCUUCGGCCAUCACUCCACUCUCGACUUGCGAUCAGCUAUGUCGCGCGCCGGCACGCAAGCGAGCGAACGGACACUGCGGCGGAGCACGACGAGCGGGAGUCUGGCGUCCGCUACUUCCGCGGCGCUGCCGCAAGGCGCGGAAGGGGAGUACAAUCGAGGAGAAACGCCGUCGGUGGCGGGAAGUCUGGCGACGGCUGCGAGUCGUGACCGACAGCAAGACGAGAAGGCGCAGCGGGCAACGGUUGAUGCGCUUUGGAAGGGCGUGAUGGAUCCCGCUCUCGAAUACAGCAGGAACUUCGUCAAUGCCAUCCUCGACCCGACACCUCCCUCGCCCAUCUCGCUCUUCUCCAUGAUCCGCCUCAAUGACCUCCUCCUCUCGCUUCUCGUUCCUGCGUCAUCAUCUACGCCGGAUACGCCUGCAGACUCCUCCCAACCGCCCUUCCCGCCCUGUCCGUCAAUCGAGCCGCACCUCAUCGCUAUCCGAAUGCAGCUCUGGCCAUCCUUCGCCAAAGUCAUGUCGCACCAAGUCGACUCUCUCCGACGAAUUAACGGUUCGAACACAGCCGCAACCGGGGUAGGCGGCAUGUUGAGUCGAGCGACGGGCGGCGGAGGAGCAACUGUCAAGGAUUCGGUGGUCAAGGUCAUCAUCGGGCGGUACUGCGAGAUGUUCAAUGCGUUCGUGGCGCUUGUAAGCGUCGGACACGAAGGUGAGGGCGCGGCAGGGACGGAGAGCGACGACGAGAUGGCGUUCUCGAGCCUGCUUCGCGUCCGCCAAGAGCUCGACAAGCUGCUCUCGCAUCAAGCCUCGAAAAUGCCCGAUCCCGUCAAACAGCGCGCCUUUCUCCGAGCGCACUACGAGGAAGUCUUGCAGGGUCUCAGCGCGGGCAUGUCGAGCCAUUCGCGGACGCAGGCGGAGGUCGCGCACUACCGCGAGUUGGCGCGUAAGGCUACGUAG